Molecule: messenger RNA, 1109 nt
Organism: Numida meleagris (helmeted guineafowl)
Lineage: Eukaryota; Metazoa; Chordata; Aves; Galliformes; Numididae
Gene: RPP25L
Product: ribonuclease P/MRP subunit p25 like
Biological process (GO): tRNA 5'-leader removal
Cellular component (GO): ribonuclease MRP complex
Molecular function (GO): RNA binding
Source: RefSeq, a predicted model, not a curated record
GAACUGGACUCAGUGAGGCAGAUACUUUUCACUGGGUCAGGCAAGGCUGUUAGCAAGACCAUCACAUGUGUGGAAAUCAUGAAAAGAAGGCUCAAAGAACUUCACCAGAUCACCAAAGUGCUUUUUAAACAGAUCGAGGAGAUCUGGGAGCCCAUUGUGCCUGAGGCAGGCCUCGAUGCCUUGACAGUGAAGAGAAACAUUCCUGCCAUAUGUGUCUUGCUGAGCAAAGAUGCCCCCGAUCCCCGGGAGCCUGGAUAUCAGGCUCCAGGCUCUUUUGAUGCCUUCUGGAUUGAGACACUUAAAGCAGAGUCCCAGGCCCAAAUGAAGAGGAAGCAGGGUGGAGGAAGGGGAACUGGCAGCACGGGAAAGCACCCUCGUGCCAGUGGAGGGCCUGGGGAGUCCUGAGUGAAGUCCUGAAACAGAGACACGUGUGGGUGUUGCUUGGGGAUGUUACAGAAACCAGCCAGCUGCUCUAGCUGGAAAGCUGCUGCUGAACACAGGCUUGCAGAGCUGUUAGGGGUAGACAGGAGAACUCACUGUUCCAAAAUUGACAAAAUUGUAGCUGUCUGAAAUUGUGUUUGGCAAGUUUCCUUGUCAGAUGGUGCCAGGCUGUACUCCUUAGCCUGUGGCUCAGGGAUGAGAUGGAAAUACAGGAUUCAGCUGUUUGGGCAAGGAUCGCUGGCAUCCAGUUAGUGAGCCCAAACAGGCGUUCCAGGUACAGCAGUGCUUUGCCUGGUCAGGGAUGGAAGCAGCUCCUGGAGGGGAGACAUGGCCCGGUUCUGGGCUGGAUCGGCUGCUUCACCUGGGCCUGAGAGGCCAUCUUCUGCUCAAGCCUUCCGGUGUCCUCAUCAUUUAGAUGUGGGACUGCAGGGAUGCAACUCACUGUGUGCCAAUCAUCCCUUUCUGUCCACCUUGCACUUCCUCUCUAGAGCUGACGGUCACACCUCUGGCAGGAGUCGACUAAUAUCAUCACCAGACUGAAACCAUGUAGGCAAGAGCACGUGCUCUGGGGUGGUAAUGGUAACCUCCUGAGGAUGCUUGUUUCCUCUUUCUGCUCCUUUAUGAUGCAUAGAGACAAGUUUAAAAUAAAGUUUUUAAGUGAUAAAACA